Messenger RNA from Ooceraea biroi (clonal raider ant), 951 nucleotides. RefSeq lists its product as uncharacterized. The record is from RefSeq and is a predicted model, not a curated record. NCBI's taxonomy places the organism in Eukaryota, Metazoa, Arthropoda, Insecta, Hymenoptera, Formicidae.
GCGUCCUCGCUGACAACGCUGGCCUGCGCUGCCGGAGUUCUCAGGAGUUCUAGUUGAAUGUUUGGAGACGCAAGUUGGCUGGAUAUUUUUGCAUUACUCUCAGUUCCAUCUAUUUGAUCGAGUUCAAUCCACGAUGGGCGAUAUUACUCUGGGCCAUAAUCCUCUUCAUCUUAAAUUCUUUACCGAUACGAUGCCCAAUCGCCAGGUCCAUCUCGACUUCAACUGGCAGACCGAGGCGAUAUUAUGCGGUCUAAACGCAAAAGACUUGAUCGACGAAUUCAAACGCAAAAACAUAAGGACUGCCGCAUUGCACCAAUUAUCCGCGGACGAUUUCGAAUACCUUGGUGCUAGUAAAAUUCUCGCAGACAGUUUGGCCUGUGAGCUACGUAUCAUAAAAAAAGACAAGGAUAAGGAAUUAUGUUAUUUAAACAGAUACACAGGUGAAAGACCCGAUACAGGCGAAGUCCUGCAGCUAACUGUAGACCAAUUAGAUACAAUAAAAAACUUUGUAACGUACUGUAAGUGUAAACUAAGGGAAGAAUGUUGCGACCUUUUCAUGGAUUUCGAUACUUCUAUACGUGCUGCUCACAGUGUACGUUAUACUAUCCAGGAUCUUUUUAAAGAACUUUACAAGACUGAGUCAAAACUGAGAAAAUUAGAAUAUGAAAUAAUUGAGGCAAGACCUAAGUGUUCUUCCUUGUGGUAUAUUAUUCCGCUAUCCCUGGGUGGACUAUCCCUUACGACAAGUAUUUUAUUGUAUUUACUUAUGAAAAAACGUCAUCUGAUAUAAAUAUUGUUAAGGGAAGGAAAAGAAUUUUUAUAUCGUAAUAUCACACAUUGUGCUUUUCUAUUAUACUUUUUUUAUUUUUCCAUUAUAACUAUUAGUCUGAUAUUUUGAAAUAAAAAUGUUUUAAAAGUGUGCUAAUAAAGUGUUGCUAAUUUUUCAGAAAA